AUGUACUUUCUGCAAAUUCUUGAUUGUGUUUUGGCGUCAUCAACAAAUUUUACCACAAACAGUUUCUUUUUUAUAUUUGGGAACCAUAAGGAUUCUCUUGGCUUUCCCAUCCUUUUGCUGGAUUUUACGACUAUUGUUCGACUCCUUUCGUUAAACACUUUAACUGUCCAACCCACUUUAAUCGCCAUUAGUAAAUCCCGCCCGUGUUUUAUCCAAUUACUCCAAGUCACACAAUCUUUUUGCCCUUUUGUUUUGCAAGAAAAACAAAAAAAAGGAUGGUUUAGCUUGAAUAAUGAGGACCAUGCAAUAAGCCAAAUGCGUUUAAUCUAUAAUUAUGACUGA
This is a messenger RNA of Echinococcus granulosus, 342 nucleotides long. RefSeq lists its product as hypothetical. The transcript has 2 exons. Lineage: Eukaryota; Metazoa; Platyhelminthes; Cestoda; Cyclophyllidea; Taeniidae. The record is from RefSeq and is a predicted model, not a curated record. Bases 1 to 342 code for a protein of 113 amino acids.